Aspergillus pseudotamarii is the source of this 1335-nucleotide messenger RNA. RefSeq lists its product as uncharacterized. The record is from RefSeq and is a predicted model, not a curated record. The transcript is spliced from 5 exons. Bases 204 to 1142 code for a protein of 312 amino acids. Lineage: Eukaryota; Fungi; Ascomycota; Eurotiomycetes; Eurotiales; Aspergillaceae.
UAAUAUCCUCUCUCUUCAUAUUGCAAUUGGCGUUUGGCUGGACGAGAUCUGGGACUUUUUCUCUCAACAACGGAUUUAAAGGACCCCUCCAAUCGUUCGGAGGAAAAUCGGCGGGUUCCCCCGGCCCCAUCCAUUCUAGCUAUAGUACAUAGCUCCCUCCAGACACACAUCUCCAAGUGUAGCUCAAAAAACAUAAUAGAAAGAUGGCUAUUGUCGCAGUAGCGGGCGGUACCGGUGGUGUCGGUCGGACCAUUGUCGAGGCACUAGUCCAGCAAGCAAAACAUCAAGUCAUCUUGCUGACUCGUGGGGUACCCAAAUCAGAUCCUUUGCUUGACAAGACCCAACAGGUGCAAGUAGAUUACAGCGACACUACGGCAUUGGCACGCAUCUUGGACCAGCAUGAAGUGCACACCAUUAUUUCUGCAAUCGGGAUUAUCUCCGAUGAAACAUCUCAAUCUCAGCUCACGCUGAUUAACGCUGCGGCUCAAUCCUCAGCCACCAAGAGGUUUAUUCCUAGUGAAUAUUCAUUUAUUCAAACUGAAGCUCUCCUUUCGAUCGACCCAAGUAUCAAGUACUGGUUGGCUGCCGCUGAAUUGCUUCAAAGAACCACUCUACAGUUUACUAGAGUUAUCCCCGGGUUCUUCAUGGAUUACUGGGGAAUGCCAGUCGUUCGUACUAAUCUCCAACCCUUCACAUUUGGCAUAGACAUCGCCAGCUGUCAGGCCGCCAUUCCGGGCGAUGGCAACGAUGUUAUAUGCAUGACAUAUACGUACGACAUGGCUGUGUAUAUUGUAAGAUUGCUGGAUGAGGAGGAUUGGCCCGAGUUCAGUGUUAUUGUUGGCUCUGAAACCACAUAUAAUCAGCUUCUCCAGCUAGCUGAAGAAAUACGAGGCAAGAAAUUCCAGGUUGUCUACGACAGCGCAGAUAAAAUCAAGGAAGGAGAUGUCACUAUUCCUCCAAUGCCUGCCGACACUGGGUAUUCUGCUGAAGAGCUCAAAGAAACUACGGUACUCGUGAGUCGGUUGACAAUUGCCGGGGUAUUUGAUCUGCCGCGCGAGAAUCGGUUAAACGCGAGGUUUCCAGAUAUCGAAUCAACUAAGCUCAAGGACUUCCUACAAAACACUUGGAAAGCCCAUCAAUAAUACUAUCCAUUUAAACAAUGACCUGUUUUCUUUGGGCAAUUUCACAACGGAGAUACCUAAGCAAAGGAUUCAAAGCCAACUGCACUCGCCUCAAUAUUCAUUAUUAUAAGUUUCGAUGCUGUUAUGUUAUUGUAUGAAGGGAAAAUAUCAGUGUACAUGAACUAUAUAACAAGCCCUAUCUAAGAUAUUGUCC